Messenger RNA from Ordospora colligata OC4, 1020 nucleotides. RefSeq lists its product as uncharacterized. NCBI's taxonomy places the organism in Eukaryota, Fungi, Microsporidia, Ordosporidae. The coding region runs from base 1 to 1020 and encodes 339 amino acids. The record is from RefSeq and is a predicted model, not a curated record. The transcript has a single exon.
AUGCUUUUGCUAAAUAAAACUUUUUUUGGAUUUUUAACCCACAUGAAGACGAGAUUAUGUGUUCCUGCAUACUUAUGCGUAUACGUUCUAUGCUUAUGUGUGAAUUGUGUUGAAACUAAACUUCCGCAUGAAUCUACACAGCAACAUAGUGAUUCCACCCUUUCACAUGAAUCUAAUUACAUCGAGCCUGGAAUUGCGCGUGAAUAUCCAUAUCCAAAACAAUAUAGCGAUUCCACCACCCACUCAAGCAAUCCAUCUAAGUUUUCGUACACUGAUGAUAUGAAGCCUCUGGCGUUUUUAGUGAUCCGUUUGUUUGAUUGGGCUCGUGUGACGCUGGAUCAUAUAAAGAAUCCGAUGAACAUACCUAUAUACGUACCGUCAGACAAUCGUCAGUUCAUUACUGAUAUAUACAAUGAAAAGGGAGCAAGCGACUGUUUUGUAAAUCAUAUUUUGAAAUCUACAUGUAUUGAGCAGGCGCGCAGGACAAUUCUCAAGGUUUCUAAGAAGAUUGAUAAGAUGAACUUUAGGUUUUUAUCUGCAUUUCAAAAAGCAAAUUAUGGAAGUAUGACUGUAGAUAUUGCAAAAUACAAUGAUAUAUUGAAUUUGAUGGAUAGCUACAUAGCUGGUAUAGAACAAGCAUGCUAUUCUCUGUCUGCGUAUAAUGCGAAUUAUAAGUCUAUGACUGAUCUUAUUAACGAUUUAAAAAGAAGAUUCAGUAACAGUAUAAAAAGUGGUAUCAAAGAUUACAUAAAGAAAGCAUUAUCUGAUAUCAAUGUUAUUCUUCUAAAGGGAGAGCCAGAGCCUAAUUUAGAAAGGCUUGUUAGCAUAGAUCCUUAUAAUGACAGGUUUUACUUGAUAAGCAGACAUGAUCUGGAGAGUAAUUUACACCAGGUGGCGUAUAAAAUAGUCACUGAUGUGUCCAGCCUUUCGUCAUGGAAUAACAACAUACCUGAAUUUAGAUAUCCGUUUUUAAGGCUUUAUAUUGUUAUUGAGUUGCUGAAACAUGCUGUUUACUAUUAG